AUGCCAGGUCUUGUAAGCGAGCCGAAUUGGAGCGGUCUGGCAGAUAUUCUGCCCCAAGACCAAGUCCUUUUGCCAGGAACCGAAGCAUAUUCAAAAGCUGUCUUCGUCGGUAACCUGAACUAUCGCUACACCAACCCAGCUGUCGUUGUUCAAGCUAGAUCUGUCCAAGAUGUCAGAUCUGCCGUCAUAUUCGCCAAGCAAAACGGUGUCAAGCUCACUGCCAAGAGUGGUGGCCACUCCUUCAUGGGGUACUGUCUCAAUGAAGGCGGAAUCGUCCUUGACAUGAGUCAGAUGAAAGGAUGUCACGUUGACUCCGACAAUAUGACCAUUGAUAUGGAAGGCGGCCUUCUCUGGGAGGAUGUCUACAACAAACACAUUCAGGAUAAGCGCGACAUUGUUAUCGGUGGGCAAUGCGCCUCAAUUGGCGUCAGCGGCUUCACGCUCGGUGGGGGUAUCAGCCCUUUCUCCCGUAGCUAUGGACUCGGGUGUGACAACCUGCUCGAGAUGACUGUCGUCACUGCCAGUGGCGAUAUCGUUACAGUGUCACGAGAUGACAAAGAUGAGAAGAAACGGGAUCUUUUCUGGGGUCUUUGCGGCGGAGGCGGUGGAAACCUUGGCGUCACCGUCUCGAUGAAGUCCAAGUUGCACAAGUUGAGAGAUGAAGACGGCAAGGUCGUGUCUGGCCAACUCACGUGGAACCUCCCACAGCAACAGCAGGCUUUUGAUGAAGCUAUGCAGAUCUUCAACUCCAACAAGUGCCCUUCUGAGUUGACUAUUGACGCUUUGUGGUCACAUGGCCCGAACAAGCAGCUCACCGGUGGGAUGACAGUCAUCUACAAUGGCUGUAUGGAGAAGGCGCAGGAAGUCCUCAAGCCCAUCCUUGCCCACGGACCCAUCAACAACACCCUGCAAGAGAUGUCUUGGACCGAUUGUGUCGAGCAAUCCGAGGGCUGGGAUGCUGAAAGCAAGGUCUACCACCACCAUGCCUCUUUCAUUUUCGCCGAGGGAGCUAUCACACCUGAGCUCACUUCCACCGUUGCGGGCCUCGUCAAAGAAGCCACAGAUGUUGUUGGUAUCACGGAAGACAACCAGGUCAACCAGCCGAAAUGCCACUUUUCUUGGAGCCACAUUGGUGCCAAGACAGAAGAGAUUGCUGCUCAAGAUACGGCCUUUCACUGGCGCGACGGUCAUUACGUUGCUACUCUCAACGCGCAAUGGACAGACAAGACGAAGCGCAGCGAUGUCAUGAACUUUAUGGCCAAGUGCCAGGCCAAGCUAUCACCCUUUGCCAUUGAGCAAAAGGCCGCAUAUGUAAACUAUAUCGACGGCACAGUCCAAAACUGGCAGGAAGCGUACUACGGAGAGAACUACUCUCGUCUGCAAAAGGUCAAGGCGGAGUGGGACUCUGACAACUUCUUUAACCACCAGCAGUCUAUCAGGCCAGUAGUUGAUGAUGCCAAGUCACUUCCAACUCACGGCUUGAACGAGACGGAGGUUCUAGAGAAAGGCCAGACGCAGGAGAUGGAUAAUUGGUGGGAGGACAGCGUAUUUACUAUCGCGGGAGGAGCUUGGCACGCCCAGGGCGGACAAGUCGCUGUACUUGCAAGAGGUUGA
Molecule: messenger RNA, 1614 nt
Organism: Fusarium pseudograminearum CS3096
Lineage: Eukaryota; Fungi; Ascomycota; Sordariomycetes; Hypocreales; Nectriaceae
Exons: 2
Coding region: 1-1614 (537 amino acids)
Molecular function (GO): oxidoreductase activity; FAD binding
Source: RefSeq, a predicted model, not a curated record